This is a messenger RNA of Dendrobium catenatum, 2282 nucleotides long. RefSeq names its product transcription factor bHLH143. Lineage: Eukaryota; Viridiplantae; Streptophyta; Magnoliopsida; Asparagales; Orchidaceae. The coding region runs from base 849 to 1721 and encodes 290 amino acids. The record is from RefSeq and is a predicted model, not a curated record. Gene Ontology annotation, molecular function: protein dimerization activity. The transcript is spliced from 4 exons.
GAUUCGUCACGAAGUUCAAUAAAAUCCUCUCCUCAUACCUUCCAUCUCCACCUCGCUAAAGAGUGGCCUUGUUGUCGACAACAUUCAAUCUGUUUGAUCUCUUCGCUAUAUUCUAGACAUAAGAUAGGGUUCGACGCCGACGGGAUUAGGAUUUGCUGGUAGGAAGUGAGAAUCGGAAGUGUUAUUUGUAAUCCUGAUUUUGACAGCAGUAUGAAGUGGCUGAACCUCUCCAUUGGCGUUUACCGGAAAGUGGUCUCCCUUAACUUGUAUUGCAGAGUUAUUCUUUAACUUGCCUUCGUUGCUGCUUAUUUCUUUCUACAACACCUUUUCUCAAACUUCUUUCGAUCUAUGGGACCUAUUUUUCUUUCUUCUUGAAACUAGCUGAAACCCCUCUCUAGAACUCGAAAAGCUUCUCUUUCCCUUUUCUAACUCUUCUCUUUAUCAGCCAGCCUAGAUUAUUACUACUCUUCGAUCACUUUUCUUCUCUUUCUUCCUUUAAUACCUCGCGGCUCUCUGGUGAACGGUUCAACUUGAAGGGAAAGUUAAGUAGUUAUGGUGUGCCAAGCAGCUACUCAGACAAGAUUUCGAGCAUUGAAGCAUGAAAAUGGGUUUGCCGGGGGUGCCAUAAUGAUAGUUAGAGUUAUAGCUUGCUUUCAACCGCAACAGGAUUGCCAGGCCGAGUACUUUCGCCACCUCCUGAAGCCAGUCACGUAGAUUGCCUUCCCUUUUCAUUUCAAUUAUAAUAAAGUUGGAACGUUUACAGUCUAUUGUUAGAGAGAAUCAGCUCUCGAAGAAAGCUUUUCCACUGUUUUUUCUUUGGUGAUUUUGGAUUGUGUUUUCUGCUUCAGAUGUGGAAAUUUAGUUACUUGAAUUUGGGCUAUAACGUUCGGCCACCUGAUGUUGGGCAACAACAGCUUAAUCCAGAUUCUUUGUUAUUUCCGACUUAUACCAGUACCACCAUUGGCUGCUUCACCAGUAAUUCUAUCACUCCAUUUCCUGGUUUGGGAGUUCAGGGGAGCCCCCUUAAUUUGAAUUCAGAGUUCAUUUCGCCUCUGAAUUCACAAGUAUUCAAUCUUGCAAGCAGUUCAUCAAGACUAAAUGCCUCUACUCCAGCAAAGAGGUUCCUUGUUUAUGAUCAUUCUGGAGAUCAAAGAAGCUUGAUAUUUAGUUCAGUAAAUAAUCCAUUCCAGACCCUGAACCCUACUCUACCUUCAAGCAAUGCUAGCUAUGCUUUUGCCUCUAAUUCCCAUUCAAACAACAAACAUGAAGAAAUGCAUGAAGACACUGAAGAAAUUGAUGCACUCCUUUAUUCAGAUUCUGAAUUUUCAUUUGAUUCUGAAGAAGCUAGUACUGGGCACUCCCCUCUGAACAUGAAAGAAGAAGAGGUUAUGGUAUCUAUCCCUCCCAAGCGGCGGAAAUUGGACCCCAAUCAUUCUUCCAUUGAUGAAUCACUCAUCGACACUGCAAGCUCUGCAAUUGCUUCCAACUUCCAGGAAAUUCCAUCUGAUGAUGAUGCAGACAUGAACUAUGUUGACAGUGGCAGCAAUCUGGAUGAUGAAUCGAGAGACAAACAGUUUCAAACUAUAGUAAAAGCUCUGCGAAGGAUCAUCCCCGGUGGUGAUGCCAUGGAUACAGCUGCUGUGCUUGAUGAGGCCAUUAGCUAUCUAAAAUCCCUCAAGCCUCAGGCUAACUCUCUCGAUGCCACAACUGCAAGCAUCUAAAGCUUGAUUUUUCCAACUUUCCCAUCAAAUAUUAUCAGUAGAAGUUUGUAUUGGAAGAUCAAAAAAGAGAACUUUAGGCCAUGAAAACAUGAUUGUGCACGUUUGCAAUGAUGAUAAAGAAGAUUUCAUGACAGAGCCUUCUUUUGACUGUAGACGCGUGCGGGUUGGAAGCAAAUUCAGAAGCCAAAGGAACAUCCAUGCCAAGUUUCCACUGCCGGUGAAAGAAUUUUACUUUCAUGAUGAUUGAGCUUCUUGCUUUCUUCGGCUUGCUUUUCUCUGUUUUGUCCAUUAUAUACAGUGAUGAAGCUUCAUUUGGAUUAAAGUGCGUAUGUGGAGGAUCUGAAAUGUUUCAUGGCGAGUUAUCAUUAUUUUGUGUAUGAAUUUCUCUAUGUUUUGCGUUUUAUGUAAAAUUAUUAUUAACUUGGAAGAUCUGUAUCUUUACGUAAUGGUGAUUUGUGCUAAGGAUAGUAAAUAAUUGAGUUUGGGUGUUGGGAUUAGAAUGUCUAUAUAUAUAUACAAAAUAUGAAGAAAUAAAAUAUUGCUGCUCAAGAUUUUUGUUCA